This is a messenger RNA of Cotesia glomerata, 1233 nucleotides long. It is a transcript of the gene mRpL45, whose product is annotated as probable 39S ribosomal protein L45, mitochondrial. The record is from RefSeq and is a predicted model, not a curated record. NCBI's taxonomy places the organism in Eukaryota, Metazoa, Arthropoda, Insecta, Hymenoptera, Braconidae. The coding region runs from base 180 to 1199 and encodes 339 amino acids. The transcript has 6 exons. Gene Ontology annotation, cellular component: mitochondrion.
UUUAUUUACUUAUUACAUCGUGUAUUAUUGUAUUGAGAUUAACAAUUGUAUGAAAUUUUCAUUUAUCUAUAAGUAAAUCUUGAAUGAUGUUAAUUAUUUAUCACAAUCAUAGUAUCAACAAUAAGAAUUAUUAGAAUUUUGUUCAUUAAAAAAAAAUUAAAAUAUAUUUUAUUAUUAAGAUGUCUAAUUUAGUAUCUCGUGCGUUCAAUUAUUUUUGUGGAGUUAGACCGAAUAAUUCAUCGCUGCUCUUAUCAGUAACAAAUAAGUCAAUCAUAUUAAACCAAAUAAAGUAUCGUCAUACGAAGCAUUGGAAUCCAAAAUUUAAACAAUUUAGGAAAGAAAAAGUUAUUAAAGUUAAAUUACCUGACUUCAAUGAAUAUGAUGAAAACGUAUCACAGGAGAAAAUCAAAGCCCAGUUCAAAGAACAAGGUCUGAUGCCUUCACGACCUUGGAUUGAAAAACCAAUCUUUAUAGGUUGCACCGGUUCUAUUUUCGAGCCGUACGUUCCACCAGAAGGUGAUGGUAAAUUUUCCAUUGUAACAACUACGGGUGUCAAACAAAAAGCUGACUUCAUGAAAAAAAAAGGUACAUCUUACUUAGCAGUCAGGAAAAUUCGAACAUUUGACGAAGAAUUUUCAAUUGGAGAAUUUGAAGAUGAAGCUCAACAAAUUUAUUUAAAAGCACAUGAAGCGAUGGCAAAGAAAGAUAAAGAGGAACUGCGCUUGUAUGUCACUGAGAGAGCUCAUCCGGAAAUUCAACACAAUACUCUUGAUAAGACCAUACAUUGGACCUUCAAUGAAUCAUUGGAACCUCCCCGUGUUGUGCAUGCCCGUUGUACUAACGUAAUAAGUAAAGAAAACAUUUUUGCUCAAGUUACUGUCCGUUUUCACAAUCAGCAGACUUUAGCAGUUUACGAUCGUUUCGGUCGUCUUAUUCACGGAAGUGAAAUUGUAAAAAAAGAUGUUCUCGAGUACGUCGUUUUUGAAAAGCAUAUAGCAAACCAAUACGGCACUUGGAGAAUUCACGCUAAAAUAAUCCCACCGUGGAUGCCGGAAAAAGAACAUGCCAACAGAACUUAUAUCCUACAACCGGAAAGUCCAGAUGAUGAAGAUGAUGCUGCUAAAAAGGACUCUAGUUCCGAAGCAUUACAAACUGCUCCCAUAACAAAAAAUGAUCCACAACCACAAAUUAAUACUUAAAAAUUAUUUUGAUAAAAAAAAUAAGUAUUAGUUA